CCUACUUGUCUUUUCACUCGAUCCGUCACUCGAUCCACAAGGGCAGUCGGGUAUGGCAGCAGCUCUGGCGCCGCUCGUUCGUUGACCCAUGCUCGCGUGAGUGCUUGCAAGUCAAGGGUACGAGGAUCGAUCGAUGGUGCAGAGACAGAAUUGAGGAUGUCUUGGAUGUCGUCGUCCAUGAUAUCUUGUCGCUAACACCGAUAUUGUCAUCGAUGCAUCCGAUGCUAGAAGGUUUGGAUAGAGGGGCGUUCGACGCGACGCGCCACUACAAGCGCUUCCGAAAGAACCCCCAUUAAGACGCCGUCACACGACCAUGCCUCCGCUUCUUCGGUUGCUGACUACCCACAUGGUUCCAGGCCAUUGCGAAACAUAACCUACCACCGUGUCCACACGAUCAUGAUAUUACGAUAGGACAAAGAUGGAGUUCCCAGCCCCUUCCAAAGACAACGACUACCUCGGCUUCUGCCCAUCAGCCAUAAAGCUCCAGCAUGGCGACCGCAGAGGCGCGCUCAAGAAGCGCACCGAAUAUCACGACUCAUUCUCCACUUCCGGCGUGAGCACUUACAUCUGCUCCACCAAAGGCUGCCUAUUUCAAGGCCACGUUUCUGUCGACUUUGUCUGGAAGGUCGUCAUGAAGGACGAGCAGCUGGGCUUGCAGUGCCGCUGGUCUUUCCUGGCGAAAAGUCACGUCAUGCAAGCCUCGGUCUCGGGCAAGCAGUACCACUACCAAUGUCCUAUCUGCAUUUACUCGCAAGGCCAUGCUGAGGGAAUGGUGUGGAACGGGACCAACCUAUUCCUCGAUCACGUUUCGACGCAUCGAGGGAAGGCCAUCCCAUCUGAGGUUCUGCACAAGCUCAAUGUAAUCAACGAGUACGUGGCGGAAGAGAAAGAGAACUUCGAUCUCAAUCUCUUUCCGCCUGGCUUUGACAGCAAUGCGAGCGGACAUACGAGCAGCAACAGCAGUCUCUCCCUUUCCCGCGCCCCGACGCACAGCAGUACGCAUAGCAGUUCGCAUCACCAUCAUCAUCGCGUUUGGAGCCGGAAGGAGAGCACCAUCGAUCUCCCACACACUAACCCGAGGCGAGAUACCGUUACCACGUUGCGAGACCGCGCGGACUCUGCCGUCGCCCGCCCUGGUGCGGAGAGGACAGAAAGUGAGAGUUCUGAGCCGUGGAGUACCGGACUGAGCACCUUUCACGCGGAGAAGGAUACCGAUUAUCUGACAGAGGAGUUCUGAUUUCCUUGAAUCUGCAGCACGCUGAAGGAAGCAACUAUGUGCGGGCAAGCAUAUGACGCUGUAGCUCCACUCUCACUGUAGGGAAGAGCCUUGCUUCUCCUUCGACUACGCUGGGAGUGCUCCGUAUGCGGGACUGAUUGCGAAUUCG
Molecule: messenger RNA, 1385 nt
Organism: Baudoinia panamericana UAMH 10762
Lineage: Eukaryota; Fungi; Ascomycota; Dothideomycetes; Mycosphaerellales; Teratosphaeriaceae
Exons: 2
Coding region: 419-1237 (272 amino acids)
Source: RefSeq, a predicted model, not a curated record